Messenger RNA from Dentiscutata erythropus, 2534 nucleotides. The record is from the annotation of a GenBank genome assembly. NCBI's taxonomy places the organism in Eukaryota, Fungi, Glomeromycota, Glomeromycetes, Diversisporales, Gigasporaceae.
UCAAUAAUGCCAGUGUUGUUUUUGGUGCAACUGUUGCUGUUGGAAAAGAUAACUUUGAAUCCAUUAUAAGCGAUCGUCUCACUUUUGUCGAUAAAUCAAUGCUUAUAAAAGAAUUUAUUGAGGGUCCGAAUUUUAUAUCACUUAUCCUUCGUCCUCGCCGAUUCGGCAAAUCAACAAAUCUAUCCAUGCUAAAUCGCUUCUUUAAAAUACCACGUUCCCCUAAUGAAAAAGUUAGCUGCAGACAACUUUUUGAAAAGCUGAAAAUUUCAGCUGAAAAAGAAAUUAUGCAAAAACAUUUCGCGCAGUAUCCCGUCAUUCAUAUUUCACUUAAGGAUUUAACUUCUGAAACAUGGGAUGAGAUGCUGACGUUAUUAAGAGUAAUGAUAGGUGGAAUUUAUGAUAAAUACAACUAUAUUUUCAACAGUUUAUCACCCUAUCAACAAAGGAGAUAUCAACGAAUUCUUGACAGUUACCUAACCUAUCCUGUAUCUGAAUUGAAAAUUGCUUUGCAAGAACUUUCCAUAUAUCUGCGACAGCAUUAUAAAAAAAAAUGUAUUGUUCUCGUUGAUGAGUAUGAUUCCCCGAUGGAAUGCGCCUAUAGUAAAAGAUAUUAUGAAAUUGCAAAUGACUUUUUUAAAGUCAUAUUCUCAUCAUUAUUAAAGGGCAAUGAUGAAAAUGUUGCGAAAGCGAUGUUGGUUGGAGUAUUGCGGAUCACAAAAUCAGAUAAGUUUGGAUUCACGUCCGAUGAAGUAGAAUUAUUAUUGCCAAUGUGUAAAGACUUACAGUCUAAUGAUGUUCAGAAAUGGUAUGAUGGUUACAUUUCAGGAGACAAUAUACAUUUAUAUAACCCGUGGUCUAUUAUUUGUUUGCUUUCACGAGGUACAUUAGAAACUUAUUGGGCUGAUACAGGAAGCACUCAAACGUUAAAAAAAUGCAUAUGGAAUGCAAGCACUUCAUUUAAGGAAACAGUUGAGAAGUUGUUAAAGGAGGAAUAUAUAGCUGGUAUUGGGAUUCAAGAUGAUCUUCAAUAUUUAUCUUUGGGCCAAAAUCAAGAUUCAGCUAUUUGGACGCUUUUGUACUAUGCAGGAUAUCUCACUAUGAAUUCUGAGAAGCAUCUUAUUAUUCCAAAUAUUGAGAUUCGUUCAGAAUGGCAUAAAUGGGUGAUCAAUGUACCGUUUUUUACUCAAGGGCAAACCGCUACAUCAAUGUUAGAUAAUCUUCUGGUUGGAAAUUUGGAAUUAUUUAGUAACGAAUUUGGAUUUAUGAUUUUUGAUACAUUUUCGUUUUAUGAUGUUGGGGGAGCCCAAUCUGGAAAACAUGCAGAAAAUGUUUAUCAUGCCUUUUGCUUGGGAAUGUUUGUUGUUGCUCGUGAUCGAGGCUAUAUCGUUCAUUCUAAUCAUGAGGCUAGUACGGGGAGAUAUGAUGUAAAAAUAGUUCCAAAAUCAGGUGUUGGUGAGAUGGCUAUCAUUAUUGAGUUUAAAGUUGUUUAUAAUAACCAAAGUUUAAACGAUGCGGCUCACGAAGGAUUAUGUCAAAUUGAAGAGAAGCAGUAUCGAACAGGUCUACAAGAUGAAAUCAAAAGACUUCUGGAAUUAGGAAUUGCGUUUGAAGGGAAAAAUUCUUGUGUAGUGGGGCGUUUUUUGCAUAGAACUGAGGAUGGAGAAUGGAUUAAAUCAACUUUAAAAUCCUUGAGCCUUCAAGAUGUUUGCACCCUCAAACCGUUGAGAGCGAAGGUUGUCCUUUUAGUAAUUGCGCCACCAAGAAGAAAAGGGUACCAGCACCCAUCCGGCAAUAAGCACCAGCACCCAAGUUACAUGGCUAUAAUGGAGACAAUCUCAAAGAUUUAUUCUGAACGUUCUCCUGAAUCUGAACGUUCUCCCGAGUUUGAACGUUCUCCUGAGUCUGAACGUUCUCCCGAGUCUGAACGUUUUCCCACUGUAUGUUUUUCCGAUUACGAUGAAGAAAAUCUACAAGCAACACCGCCUAGUUUCGGCGAAGAUGAAAGUUGUAAACAAGUUCAGUAUCCAUUUGAAAUCUUAGUAUUAGUACCUCCCCUCAAACAAUGCCUUUCUACUAUCAAUGAAUUAGCCAUAUCAAUUCAUUGUGCAAAUACUUUAAACAUUUCGGUUACCGCUAGAUCUGGUGUUACCUCAAUUAAUAUCUCUUACUUUUCAGAACAAGCCGAAUUAGCAUUUAUAUCAUUUAACAAAGUGGUUAAAAAUCUUAGUGAAAAUAUGACACCUGUAUUAAAAUUACGACCAGAAAGUAAUAAUACUUAUACUUUUUUAUUUAGCGCUAUAUACUUGGGACCAGAAGAAGAGGCCCGAAUUUCUGUCAAAGAACUAAUCAACUUAUCAAAUCCCGCUUAUAUUAAUUUCAAAGAAAUGUCUUGGUUUGCCAUGUACCCAGCAGUUCCUCGUCAACCUUUCAAAUCGUCAUCUUAUAUUAUCUCAAAACCAGGUCUUUCUCGAGAAGGCUUCAGAUUUUUAGUAAAUUUUCUUAAUAAUAUUGAAUGCAAAUCAGUAGUUUUUUAA